AUGGACAUUAUCUCAGGACAAGCUCUACUUCUCCUCUUUUGCUUAAUCUUAUCAUGUGUCCUUAUCUUCUCCACCAUAAGAUCCAAACGGAAGUCUCCUCCAGCUUCCAAGCUGCCUCCGGGACCUCCGCGGUUACCAAUCAUCGGAAACAUUCACCAAGUCGGCAAAAACCCCCACCACUCAUUCGCAGACCUCUCAAAAACUUACGGACCAAUCAUGAGUCUUAAAUUUGGAAGUUUAAACACAGUGAUUGUAACUUCACCGGAAGGUGCAAGAGAGGUUUUAAGAACACACGACCAAAUCUUGUCUGGCCGUAAAGCCACUAACGCCAUACGGUGCAUCAAUCACCAGGAGGCUUCUCUUAUCUGGCUUCCUUCUUCGUCGGCUCGUUGGAGGCUGUUUAGAAAACUGACGGCGAAUCAUCUGGUCUCGCCGCAGCGUCUCGAAGCCACUAAAGCUCUUCGGAUGGAGAAGGUGCAGGAGCUUCUGAGCUUCAUGAAUGAAAGUAGCAAGAGAGAAGAAGCUGUUGAUAUAUCUCUUGCAACUUUCGUCACAGCUCUUAAUGUCACAUCGAACAUUCUGUUUUCGGCGGAUAUGGGUAGCUACGACUCGAAGAAGUCUAAUGGGUUUCAGGACACUGUGACUGGUAUCAUGGAAGCUGUUGGUAGUCCAGACGCUGCUAACUACUUUCCAUUUAUGGGGUUUCUUGACCUGCAAGGUAACAGAAAGAAGAUGAAGGACUGCUGUGACGAGUUGAUCAGGGUUUUCCGUACAUUCUUCGAUGCUAAAAUAGCGGAAAAAUCAUUACAUAAUAACCCUAAAGACGUCUCGGACAGAGAUUUCGUGGAUGUGCUUCUAGAUCUCACCGAAGGAGAUGAAGCAGAGCUCACUACUUACGAUAUUGAACACAUUCUCUUGGACCUGUUUACAGCGGGCACGGACACAAACUCUAGUACCGUGGAAUGGGCAUUGUCAGAGUUACUUCGAAACCCUAAAACAAUGGCGAAAGUUCAAGAAGAGAUCGAUCGUGUGAUUGGUCAAAAAGGUGGUGUUGAAGAAUCUGAUAUCUCGGAACUGCCGUAUUUAGCAGCGGUUGUGAAGGAAACUUUCCGGUUACAUCCAGCUGCUCCGCUUCUGGUGCCGCGAAAAGCAGAAGCUGACGUAGAGGUUCUUGGAUUCAUGGUGCCUAAAGACACUCAGGUUCUGGUGAACGUGUGGGCCAUAGGACGUGACCCAAACGUGUGGGAGAAUCCGACCCGGUUCGAGCCAGAGAGGUUUUUGGGGAAAGAUACUGAUGUAAAAGGCAGAGAUUAUGAGCUAACACCGUUUGGAGCUGGACGUAGAAUGUGUCCGGGAUUACCUUUGGCUAUGAAGAUGGUGCCUCUCAUGCUUGCUUCUCUUCUCUAUUCAUUUGACUGGAAGUUUCCAAACGGCGCCGUUUCUGAGGACCUGGAUAUGGACGAGAGCUUCGGUAUCACAUUGCGUAAAACCAAUACGUUACACGUCGUUCCGGUCAAGAAACGCGCCAUCAAUUAG
Molecule: messenger RNA, 1536 nt
Organism: Microthlaspi erraticum
Lineage: Eukaryota; Viridiplantae; Streptophyta; Magnoliopsida; Brassicales; Brassicaceae
Source: the annotation of a GenBank genome assembly